This is a messenger RNA of Saprolegnia parasitica CBS 223.65, 2046 nucleotides long. RefSeq lists its product as hypothetical. Gene Ontology annotation, cellular component: cytoplasm. The transcript is spliced from 2 exons. Bases 1 to 2046 code for a protein of 681 amino acids. Gene Ontology annotation, biological process: peptidyl-threonine phosphorylation. Lineage: Eukaryota; Oomycota; Saprolegniomycetes; Saprolegniales; Saprolegniaceae. The record is from RefSeq and is a predicted model, not a curated record. Gene Ontology annotation, molecular function: protein serine/threonine kinase activity; ATP binding.
AUGGCCGCCAAGUACGACCAAGCCAACCGGUUGGACGUCGUCAUCGUCAUGGACUGUACCAGCUCGAUGGGGGCGUGGAUUGCAUCUGCGAAAGACGCGUCGACGACAAUCAUUCGCAACAUCCAGACCGACCACCCCAACGCUGUCGUCCGCGUCGGCUUUGUUGGGUACCGCGACUAUAUCAACGGCAACGACCGCAUCGCAUCGAUUCCGCUCACGACCAACACGGCGGACGUCCACGGUUUUAUCAGCCAGCUCCGUGCACGCGGCGGGUGCGGCAACUUUGCCGACGUUCCUGGCGGCCUCGCCGAGGCCCUCGAGAUGCGCUGGGAGGCCGACGCCAAAGUCAUCAUCUUGGUUGGUGACGCGCCGUGCCACGGCCAAGAGUUCCACGACCGCUACAACGGCACAAUGCACCCGUCGACGCCGUGCAUUCGCGAGCAAAUGCGCACGAUGGCGCGCACAGGCAUUGAUUUCCGGUUCCUCGAGAUCGUGCCGGCCAACACGGCCAAAAUGGUCGCGAUUCUACAGGCCGAGUACGCGUCGACGCUCGCCGACGACGGCUUGGCGCGGUCGUUUGCGUCCGUGUCGCUCUCCGAGUCUGGCGAUGUGCUUAAAUUUGGCGACGUCGUGCGCCAGAUCAGCAGCGAUUCGCUGAAGGCGAGCAAGUCGCGAAGCGCCAUUGCCAGCGUCAAGGCCGUCGCUGUGCGUGAGCCACAUACGUCGACGUUGAUCAAGAUUGGCGAGGACGACGAUGACGACGACGACGACGACGAUGACAAAGAUGCCAAAGAGGCGGUGGCAGCCAAAGCGUCGCCAGACGUUGUGCAGUGGACGCCGCCAACGACGACGACGCCGCUCAACUGGAGUGACGUCGAAGCGUGUCCCGAGAUCAGCGCGACUCGCUACUGUAUGUUCAUUCGCCCCGAGUGCAACAACUUGGCGAAGCCGCAGACGACAACUACGUCGCAGGCGACGACGAUCAAGUUCAUGCCGACACCGUUCGCCAAGGGUGCGAUGCGCACGGCGCAUGGAAUGAUCGACUGCAAGUUCAACAACCUCCGGCUUGCGGCCAAGUGCUACUUUGGCACCGCCGCCGCGAUGGACUACAAAAUCCAAAACGACGUCGAGAUGCACGCUGUCGCGAAGCGGCUCGCGAUGGAGUUUUCCAAGUCGCCGCACGCGGGUGUUGGCGUCGAUUUUAUCUCGACGUGCUGGUACGAAGUCAAGGGCCGGCCGCUGUUCACGGCCGAGCCCUACAUUUCUGGCGAGUACCUCAAGUACAACAACAACGAUGGGUGGUCCGAAGACAUGGGCCGCGACGAAUCGAACGUGCAAGUGCUGACGGCCCAAGCGUUCAGCCACUUUACGUUUCAGCAGACGCUUGGGAAGCUCCUGAUUGUGGAUCUGCAAGGCGUCGGCUCAAUCUUCACAGACCCGCAAAUCCACGCCCUUGACACGACCAAGUACGGCCAAGGCAACUUGGGGAUGGUCGGCAUCCAAAAAUUUCUCGCCAACCACAAGUGCAACCGUAUCUGCAAUGCGCUUCGCCUGACGCCAUACGACAAGAGCACGCUGCCGCCCGUCGACGAGACCGAGCAUACGCCGCACCCGGACCAAACCAUGACGUGCAGCUGCCCCCUCUGUGGGUCCAUCUUUACGCUGCUCCACUCGGGCUUUGUCGCGGAGCUCGCCAAGUACUCGGAGAUCAACUGCACCCCUUGCUCGCUCGAAGUCAAAAAGUCCUUGACGCCUGUCCCGUGCACCGUCUGCGGCACGACCAAAAGCUACUCGCUGUACUGGUACAAGAUGAAGGGCAUGGAGCUGCCAAAGCUCUGCCGGCAAUGCAAAGCCACCAAGAAGAGCACCAAGGCGCCAUCGGCGCCAAAGCGUCCGACGUGGCACAAGAUCCGGAUCGCGCCCACGUUUGCCGUCAAGGAGCACGCGUCCGGGCUCAAGGAGCUCUUGCGCCUCCACCCUGCGAUCGAGAUUCGAGACAGCGGCAACCCUGCCGUCUAUUUCGCCCGGCUCCGGACGCGGUCGUAA